Hymenoscyphus albidus is the source of this 1716-nucleotide messenger RNA. The record is from the annotation of a GenBank genome assembly. NCBI's taxonomy places the organism in Eukaryota, Fungi, Ascomycota, Leotiomycetes, Helotiales, Helotiaceae.
AAUUGCAUUGGCCCAUACCACUGAACCUAUCCCCAUCUUACCCCACUCGAUUCUAUGACAUCUUUAGUCCACCUGCAGUCUUCACCCUCAGGCUCCCUCCACUCUACAUAAUUCACUGUCGCGACGGCUCAGUUAAACUUCCAUGCAAUCCUUCCGCGCUCUGAAAAGAUUUAACAGAAUAGCCUUUCCACAACUCUCCAUCUCCAACGCAGGUACGUUAACCAACUACCCCGCAACACAAACAUCAAUCAAUGGUGGGGCGAGCUUGCUGACUUGGGUUUGGUAGCUACAGUUACAGCUACAGCUUUUAGGAAAUACGCAACCAUGACUACCAAUCUAAAGACCUACAAGUUCAAUCACUCCAUGUACGAUUCUGUGAUCUAGAGCCACAAGAAUGCGCUAAUCAUGGAUAUAGGAUUCGAGUGAAAGACCCAAAAGAAUCAGGUAAGCUACAAAUAUAGCUAUGACAAAUCAUCAUAUGUCUAAUAACUUAAUCCAGUCAAGUUCUAUGAGCAUCUUGGCAUGAAAGUAAUCCAGAAUAUCAAAAUUCCCGAGGCUAAGUUCGACCUGUACUUCCUUGGCUAUGAUUCCCCUGGCGCCCUAUCCCAUAAUAACCACUUCACCGACCGCGAAGGUUUGAUCGAGUUGACACACAACUAUGGUACUGAGGAUGAUCCCAACUACAAGGUGGCAACAGGAAAUUCCGAUCCAGGAAAGGGAUUUGGACAUACAUGUAUCAGUGUCGACAACAUUCAAGCCGCUUGUCAAAGAAUUGAAGAUGCGGGCUACAAAUUCCAGAAGAAAUUGACUGAUGGACGUAUGCGAAGCAUUGCGUUUGUUUUGGAUCCGGAUGGAUAUUGGGUUGAAAUCAUUGGUCAACAACCUGUUGAAAAGACCGAGGGUAUUACCACGACUGAUCUGCAGACGUAUAGAAUGGUUGGUAUCUUCAAAUUUGAUAUUCCAUCCGCUAACGAUUCACAGAACCACACUAUGAUUCGAGUCAAGGAUCAUGAAAAGUCUUUGAAGUUUUACAAGGAAGUUAUGGGUAUGGAGCUUUUCCGAACCAGUGAAAAUAAGAGUGCCAACUUCAAUCUUUACUUUUUGGGAUACGCUGGCAAGCAAGGUUCUUCAAAGUCUUCCACGGAAGGAAAUACCAUUACUUCGGAUCGUGAGGGAUUAUUGGAGUUGACCUGGAACUAUGGCACGGAGAAAGAUGCUGAUUUCAAGUACCAUAAUGGAAACGAUGAGCCGCAAGGGUUUGGUCACAUCUGUAUGUAUAUCUCAUCCUUCGUUUCAUCGUAAAGCUAAUUGCAAUAGGUGUAUCUGUUGACGAUCUGGAUGCUGCUUGCCAAAGAUUCGAGGAUUUGGGUGUGAACUGGAAGAAGAGACUCACUGAUGGUCGCAUGAGAAACGUCGCAUUCGUGCUUGACCCGGACAAUUACUGUAAGUCAAUAACACCAGAUGAACAAGCUCGAGCUUAUUCGAGCCUGCUCUUCUUUCUCUAUUCUUUCUCCUGAAAUCUGUAACAACAACAAAGGUACAUAGCUAACACGAAUACUUCGCAGGGAUUGAAGUUAUCCAAAAUGACAGUCUUGCCAAAUCGGAUAGCAAAUAUCGCAUGUAGAACAAAAUCUUCAUCUUGCAUGAAGUACGUGUCAAAUGAGCAUAAAGAAAGAAACCCCCCAUUUUCUCUUACCGAGUAUCCAUGCCGUGUUA